This is a messenger RNA of Sitophilus oryzae (rice weevil), 1332 nucleotides long. RefSeq names its product lactosylceramide 4-alpha-galactosyltransferase-like. The record is from RefSeq and is a predicted model, not a curated record. Gene Ontology annotation, molecular function: alpha-1,4-N-acetylgalactosaminyltransferase activity. Gene Ontology annotation, biological process: glycosphingolipid biosynthetic process. The coding region runs from base 210 to 1283 and encodes 357 amino acids. The transcript has 5 exons. NCBI's taxonomy places the organism in Eukaryota, Metazoa, Arthropoda, Insecta, Coleoptera, Curculionidae.
AAAUUAGUUAUUAGUCAACUCUCUCGCGCCUUAUAUAACAAAUUUAGCGAAAAUGUAUAGAUUAUUAUAAUAGAUAGUAUCAACAAUAGAAUCAAUUAGGAUACUAAGAAUGUUAUCUACUAAUCUACCUAAUAAAUAUUGAAACAAGGAAGAAUAAGGACAUUAUUUAGUUUGUAGUUCAUUAGAGUUAGUGCAAGACCAUUCAAGCUAUGAUAUCGUAUAAGAAGCUAUUGCUUGCAUGUUUAAUUUCAUGUAUCUUAGUCGUCUUAGUUCAGUGUAUUUUUUAUGUUAAGUCUAUAAACUUUUAUAAACGCUAUUAUAAAUUAUAUUCUCCGAAAAAUGAAAUGUACUGCCAUUUUCUACCUGUCUUGGAUACACUUCCUAGUGUAAACGACGACGAAAUAAUAAAGGAUACAUCUAUUUUCUUUCUGGAAACUUCUUGCAAUUCGUAUUAUGGAGAAAAGAUUUUAAUACAGAGUCGACAGGCUUGUGCCAUAGAGAGUGCAGCUAGGGCUAACCCAAAUAAAACAGUUUAUUUAUUCUACGCAUCGCCUGGUAAGUUUCAAGAUGACCAAAGUGAAUCGGAUGGACUAAUCCGGAACUUAAUGUCAUAUCCUAACGUCAAAUUAAAAUAUAUCAAUAUGAAAAAGUUCGUCCAAGGAACACCGGUUGAAAAACUAUGGACUAGUGAAAAAAUAUUUAAAUCUCAACAUAUUUUACCGCACAUGAGUGACAUUUUAAGAUAUUUAACGCUAUGGAAAUAUGGAGGAAUAUACAUGGAUCUCGACGUAAUAGUAAUGAAAAAUUUGGAGACUAUCAGUAAAAACUUUGCAGGAGCACAGGAAUCCGAGAGCAUAGCAAGUGGAGUGAUGGGGUUUAGUAGUAAUGGGAUAGGGCAUCAAUAUGUCAACUCUUGCGUUUAUGAUUUGGCUGAACACUUUAAUGGAGAUGUUUGGGGUGCAAACGGUCCUCACAUUAUCACAAGAUUUGCAAGUAAACUGUGCAAUGGCAACGUAAAGGACUUUUUAGACAAAUCUUGUGAAGAUUUUCAUAUAUAUCCAACAGACGCUUUUUAUUCCAUUCCUUACCCUGCUUGGGGACUUUUCUACGACAGUAAAGAACUUGCCAAUGUUAGGGAAAAAACCAAAAAUAGUUUCCUAAUACAUGUAUGGAAUAAACUGAGUGCCGGUAAAAAAAUACCUAUCGACGAUGAUAUACCAUAUCUGGAUUUUGCUAGGAAAUAUUGUCCAGGGACUGUCCUAAAUUUAAAGAAGUAUUUUUGAGGAAGCAGUUGUAUUUGAAAAAACCAAUAAAAUUUUAGUGAAAUUUAAA